GUGAAUGUGACGAGGUGAUUUUAAGUUCACUGGCAUUAUUAUUAUCCAAUUCCAAAAUUUUUUAUAAACUGACACGUAUUUUUUUUUAAAUAUACACGACUAUUUUUUAUAUAUUUUGCACAUUAUUGUUUUAAAUAAUCGCCUGUAAAAAUGGAGUAUCUUAAGAAAGUUUCGGAAUUUUUUUUUACCAAACAAUGUAUGAAAGAAUACUUUACAAAUUAUAAUUUUUUCCAUGUUGAAUGUUUCAAAGCGACUCUCAGCAAAGUACUUGGCACUGGAAUUAUCGCAGGAUCUUUGACAGUUAAAUUACCACAAGUUUUUAAAAUUUAUGCCAAUAAAAGUAGCGAGGGAAUUAAUUUUAUAAGUGUUUUAUUGGAUUUAUUUGCGAUAACUGCAAUGGGAUCAUACAGUUUUACAAGUGGAUUUCCUUUUAGCGCCUGGGGUGACAGCGUAUUCUUGGGCUUGCAAACUUUAGCGAUAGCUCUGCUCUGUCUUCACUACAGCGGCGAGACAAUUAAAGCGACUGCGUUUUUUUUCGGCUACAUGUCAAUAAUCCUGGGAGUGAUCACUGGAAUGGCGCCAGUUGAUGUCCUCUGGGCUUGUCAGAAUAUAAACAUUCCGAUAAUUCUCCUCAGUAAGUUCUUCCAAGCUCGCACCAACUACAAAAAUUCAAGUACUGGACAGCUAUCAGCGGUGACAUGCUUCAUGCUAUUUUUCGGAUCACUCGCUAGAAUAUUUACGUCGAUCCAAGAAACCGGAGAUACCAGUAUGGUUAUUAUGUAUAUAUGUUCAACGACAGCGAACGCUGUUAUUGCAGGGCAAUUGAUAUAUUACUGGAAUGCUGGUGAUAAGAAGCAGAAAAAAAAUAUUAAAAGCAAUAAAAAGUCAUCGUAAUGAUAAUUAUCUGAUAAAUAAAAUAUACAGUAAAUAGUAUUUACACUUACAUAUGUUAAUUACAGUUGAAUGAAAGGCUAAAGACAUCGAGUUAGACUUAAAGUUACUUUUUAAAUUUUAUACGUAUGUUAAAUAUAAUAAAUGCUAUUAGUUGUAACAUUAAAUUAUUGUCGUUACUA
This is a messenger RNA of Microplitis mediator, 1073 nucleotides long. Its product is annotated as mannose-P-dolichol utilization defect 1 protein homolog. Lineage: Eukaryota; Metazoa; Arthropoda; Insecta; Hymenoptera; Braconidae. The record is from RefSeq and is a predicted model, not a curated record. Gene Ontology annotation, biological process: oligosaccharide biosynthetic process. The transcript is spliced from 5 exons. Bases 151 to 894 code for a protein of 247 amino acids.